Molecule: messenger RNA, 1565 nt
Organism: Carassius carassius (crucian carp)
Lineage: Eukaryota; Metazoa; Chordata; Actinopteri; Cypriniformes; Cyprinidae
Gene: gde1
Product: glycerophosphodiester phosphodiesterase 1
Exons: 6
Coding region: 388-1374 (328 amino acids)
Biological process (GO): lipid metabolic process
Molecular function (GO): phosphoric diester hydrolase activity
Source: RefSeq, a predicted model, not a curated record
UUAUUGUAGAGAUCUUGCGCUCUUUGUUCGUCAAGCGGCGUGAAUGGUUAUCGACAUGCACUGUAAAUACAUUUACUAAUCAGUUAAUGCUGUGUAUUGUGCUGAGGUCAAACUGGUCACGCGAGCAGUUUCGUAAUACAUCCGUGAUGUCAUAACAAUGACGACAGCUCAGUGACGCAAGCAGGUUUGUGACACAGAUGUGCAGCAAUGAAUGGCUCCAGGCUGAACUAGUGUGUCAACAUCUGGAUGACUGAAGCUCGCGAUGCGGAUAUCAUCCGAGAGCAGCGACGCUCGUUUCUUAUGUUGAUGUUUCAUGUUUAUUGAUCACAGGUCGAUUAUUGGCGGUGAUAGCGCUCGUGUGUUCGUAGCUAGGCUCGCGGUCUCGUCAUGCUUCAGCUGGGAGAUGAGCUCGCGCUGUUCUCGAUUGUCUUCGUCGUGGUUCUGCUGGGAACCAGGAGCGCCGUCUGGCCCACGGUGCUCACGGCCUCUCUCUACCUCUUUCUGGUGUUGUUCCGGUUCCCCCGGGUCCCCUCCAGCCGGGCCAGACAGCUGCUCCGGCCCGCAUCCGGCGCGUCAGCGGUGGCGCACCGCGGCGGAGGACACGACGCCCCCGAGAACACCAUCGCUGCUAUACGCGCGGCGAGUGAGAAUGGAGCCAUGGGUGUGGAGCUGGACCUGGAGUUCACGGCUGAUGGGGUUCCCAUACUGAUGCACGAUGACACCGUGGACCGAACCACGAAUGGAUCGGGGCCACUGAACAAGCUGCUCUUCUCUGAAUUGCGCAAACUGGACGCAGCAGCCAAACACAGACUCAGUGAGCGUUUCCGAGGUGAGAGAGUGCCAACGCUGCAGGAGGCUGUAGAGGAAUGCAUCAAGCGCCAGCUGACCAUCUACUUUGACGUCAAAGGGCAUCCAGAUGAGGCAGCUGCGGCACUGAAAGAAUUAUUCCAGAAGUAUCCGGUGCUCUACAACACAAGCAUCGUCUGCUCAUUUGAGCCCAAAGUCAUCUAUAGGAUGCGGCAGGCGGAUCCUAAUGUGGUGACCGCACUGACCCAUCGGCCGUGGAGUCUGAGUCGGUUGGGAGACGGGACGCCGCGGUUUUCGUCCGCGUGGAAGCACCACUGGAUGCAGGUGCUGGACGUGCUCCUGGACUGGGCCCAUCAUCACCUGCUGUGGAACCUGUGUGGAGUCUCUGCCUUCCUGGUGCAGAAGAACUUCGUCUCGCCGGACUAUGUGCAGUACUGGGCAGCCCGAGGCGUAGAGGUGGUGGGCUGGACGGUGAACACGGCUGUGGAGAAGCAGUACUACCAGCAACUACUGAAGAUCAACUACAUCACUGACAGUCUCGUAGAGGACUGUGAACCUCACUACUGAAACACCACACUGUACAAUCGCUAGUUUAGGCCUUUUAUAAUUCAAGCUACUAAACUGUUCUGCUUGACUCAAAAUAUUGAAGUAUGUGUCUGUAAUGAACUGCUCUGAUUUAGGCAGCAUGCUGUAGAGACUUGAAACUUACAGGGUAACAGAGUGCUUUCAUUGAGUGAAAUGUAUAAUACGGGAGAUAU